Molecule: messenger RNA, 1118 nt
Organism: Hibiscus syriacus
Lineage: Eukaryota; Viridiplantae; Streptophyta; Magnoliopsida; Malvales; Malvaceae
Product: thioredoxin-like 1-2, chloroplastic
Exons: 4
Coding region: 129-911 (260 amino acids)
Biological process (GO): cell redox homeostasis
Source: RefSeq, a predicted model, not a curated record
CUUCUUCUCGUCCUUUUUUAACUUUGAAGCUUUCUCUCUCUCUAUUCAACCAUCUAUCUUUUCAGUAAAAAAUAACACAUUUUUUUUGUUCAAAAUCUUCACUUUUGAUUGAUUUGAAAAACUGGGUAAUGGCUUGUUCAUUGAAGUGUGGUUCAUAUUUUUCUGGGUUCACAAGUUCCAAGGCUUCAACAUCAAAAAAGUUUCCUCCUUUAAGUUUUGAUUUUUUGGGGAAACCACUAGCUGUCCCAGAUCAGAAGAUAGGCUCAAGAAACUGCAGCACCAAAAGGGAAAACAAAUUCUCUGUUCAAGCUGAAACAGCAUGUGUGAGUCGAAGUAUGAGAUGGUGGGAAAAGAAUCUUAAACCCAACAUGGUGAAGAUCCACUCUGCCGAAGAACUUGUUUGUUCUUUACAAAAUGCUGGUGAUCGAUUGGUCAUUAUCGUCUUCUAUUCACCCGGUUGUGGUGGCUGCAAAGCCCUCCAUCCUAAGAUCUGUCAACUGGCCGAACAAAAUCCGAACUCGAUUUUCUUCGAAGUUAACUACGAGGAACUGAAGAACAUGUGCCACUGUCUCAAUAUUCAUGUCUUGCCGUUCUUUAGGUUCUAUAGAGGUGCCGAAGGCCGACUAUGCAGCUUCAGCUGCACUAUUGCUACCAUCAAAAAAUUGAAAAAUGCAUUGGCAAAGCAUGGAUAUAAUCGAUGCAGCCUCGGCCCUGCGAAAGGUUUGGAUGAGUCUGAGCUAAUGAAAUUAGCCUCAGCCGGCGAAUUAUCACUAAGCAGUUUACAAUUACCUUCCUUGAAGGAAGAAGCAAUGCAGGAUUUGGUGAUGAUGAGAAGCAUGGAACUGUCUGGUUUGUUUGACAAAGCCGAUAACAAUCGGACAAAGGUCGAAAAAGAAUGUGCUCUGCUAUAGGUUUCGAGUUCGACACUUACACCCGAGUCCGAGUAAUAUUGUUAUUGGAAGUGGAUAGGGCCAUUUUUUUAUGUUGGAAGUUGUUUUUGUACAUAUUUGUCAUUAGCUGGGUUUUCCAUAAGCAGGCUCAUGGUUUUUUGUUUCAGUUGAACUGCAAAUGCUAUUGAUUUCUUGGAACGACAAUGAAUUAUUAUCAAGGAAUUGCUA